Molecule: messenger RNA, 492 nt
Organism: Cajanus cajan (pigeon pea)
Lineage: Eukaryota; Viridiplantae; Streptophyta; Magnoliopsida; Fabales; Fabaceae
Source: RefSeq, a predicted model, not a curated record
AUGUCUCCUUAUCGGGUUGUCUUUGGCAAGGCAUGUCAUUUACUUAUUGAGAUUGAGCAUCGGGCCGACUGGGCUGUGAAGACCUGCAACUUCUCCAUUGAUCAAGCUGGUCAGGAAAGUAGGUUGCAACUAAAUGAGCUUGACGAGAUCCUCUUGGAAGCCUACGAGAAUUCAAAAUUCUACAAGGAGAAAACCAAGAAGUUCCAUGACAGUUUGAUAGCUAGGAAGGACUUCGUGGUUGGCCAGAAAGUUUUGUUGGACAAUUCUCGGCUUGGAAUCAUGGGUGGUAUGUUACGAUCAAAGUGGAUUGGACCUUUUGUUGUUACUAAUGUUUAUCCUUAUGGUAUAGUUGAGAUCAAAAGUCAAUCUACAGAUAAGAGCUUUAAAUUCAAUGGGCACCGGCUAAAGCCAUUCCUCAGCAAUCCAUCUUUUUUGGAUGUUGUUGUAGAGGAGAUGUCUCUGCUCGACCCUACUUCUCUCUCACUGCCUUGA